This is a messenger RNA of Piliocolobus tephrosceles (Ugandan red Colobus), 6235 nucleotides long. RefSeq names its product electron transfer flavoprotein subunit beta lysine methyltransferase (gene ETFBKMT). Gene Ontology annotation, molecular function: protein-lysine N-methyltransferase activity. The transcript has 4 exons. Gene Ontology annotation, biological process: peptidyl-lysine trimethylation. Lineage: Eukaryota; Metazoa; Chordata; Mammalia; Primates; Cercopithecidae. Bases 374 to 1162 code for a protein of 262 amino acids. Gene Ontology annotation, cellular component: mitochondrial matrix. The record is from RefSeq and is a predicted model, not a curated record.
CCCAUGCGUCAUCGGUGCUGGGACGGGAGAGGGAAGCGCCGGUCUAAAGGACAUGGGGUCCAAAUCCCAAAUAAUCUCUAUUUGCUCUGCGUUACCUUUAAACUUUAGGCUGCAUUGUGUGAUUCAAGUGACAGCCUAGUACUGCUUAUCAAAAUUAGUCUAAUGGGAGACCAGGCCCUGAGAGACCUCUGCGAUCCCAGGACACUGAUGUGGGGUAACUAAUACCCACUGGAAGUCUACGCUGAGUUCACAGGCUAUAGACUCAGAGGUUCCAGUUGAGAUCAAGUUGGGAGACACACCCUUGUUCAUUCUCCUUGAGAAGCAGCCAUUAUCAACAGAACAUUGAUAGAACCUGUGUUUGGGGAAAGGCCUGAUGGCUUUGAGUCUAGGUUGGAAAGCACCCAGGAAUCGCUGUGGUCUCCUCUUGCAGGCUGUGCGAAGCAGUGGUCUUCUCUUGUUUCCCUGUGGCCGGUGUCCCUGGAGGGGAGCUGGAAGCUUUUUGGAUCCUGAGAUAAAGGCUUUCCUGGAGGAGAACACUGAAGUCACCAGCAGUGGUAGCCUCACCCCUGAAAUCCAGUUGCGGCUUUUGACCCCGAGAUGCAAAUUCUGGUGGGAGAGAGCUGACCUGUGGCCCUACAGUGAUCCUUACUGGGCAAUCUACUGGCCAGGAGGCCAAGCCCUGUCUAGGUAUCUUUUGGAUAAUCCUGAUGUUGUCAGAGGAAAAUCUGUAUUAGAUCUUGGGAGUGGUUGUGGAGCAACAGCUAUUGCUGCUAAGAUGAGCGGGGCAUCAAGGAUCUUGGCCAAUGACAUAGACCCUAUCGCAGGAAUGGCUAUUACACUAAAUUGUGAAUUGAACCGACUGAAUCCUUUUCCUAUUUUAAUCCAAAACAUUUUGAAUUUGGAACAAGAUAAGUGGGACCUUGUUGUUCUUGGCGAUAUGUUUUAUGAUGAAAACCUUGCAGACAGUCUUCAUCAGUGGCUGAAGAAGUGCUUCUGGACCUAUAGAACUCGAGUACUGAUUGGUGACCCUGGGCGGCCCCAGUUCAGUGGACACAGCAUUCAGCAUCACCUGCACAAAGUGGUAGAAUAUUCACUUUUGGAGCCUACUAGGCAGGAAAACAGUGGACUGACAACAAGCACAGUGUGGGAUUUUCAGCCUUGAGUUGUCUUAGUGCUUCCAAGUAUGAAUAUAGUAAUGUUUGGAUCUGACUCUAAAAGUUUUCUCUAUAGGAGAUACUCUCCAGUUUAAUGAAUGUAAUUCUUGUUAAAUGGCAAAUCUUGUUUUUAAAAUAUGAAGGUUUAGAGUUUUGCUUACUUUUGUCAUGUAACUGGUUCUGUAUUUCUAUGCAUGCCAAUUAUACACAUCUCUAUCUGCAUUUUUUUUCUAUUUUAACCACUGAAAAAAUAUGAUUAUACAAUGCCAUACUCACUGGUGGCAGCAUUUAAUUUAAGUAAUGCAGAGGAAUUAAACAUUGUAGCCGGAUCUGUUUCUGUAGUUGAGAAGAACUGUGAUAUAACUUUUAAUUAAACAAACAAAACAAAAUGUAGAAGAAUAUAUAUAUUUUUUCUUUUUUUAGAGACAGAGUCUCUGCUCUCAGGCUGGAAUGCAAUGGCUAUUCAGAGGCUUACACAUUGGGCACUGCAGCCUUGAACUCUGGGCUUUUUUUUUUUUUUUUUUUUGAGAUGGAGUCUCGCUCUGUUGCCCAGGCUGGAGUGCAGUGGCGCAUAUCUCGGCUCACUGUAGCCUCCGCCUCCCACAUUCAAGCGAUUGUCCUGUCUCAGCCUCCGGAGUAGCUGGGAUUGCUCAUUUUUGUAUUUUUAGUAGAGACUGGGUUUUGCCAUGUUGGCCAGGCCAGUCUCAAACUCCUGACUUCAGGUGAUCCACCCGCCUUGGCCUCCUAAAGUGCUGGGAUUACAGGUGUGAGCCACCACACCAGCCUGACAAUGUUUUUUAUUUCUAUCACUUCCUUUUGAUUUUUUCUUAUAGCUUCUAUCUCUGCUUAUGUCACCCAUCAUUCUUGCAUGUUGUAUGCUUUUCACAUUAGAGCCUUUUGCUUGUUAAUCAGUUACUUUAAAUUUAUGAUCUGAUAAUUCUAAAAUGUCUACCAUAUCUGAGUCUGGUUUUGAUGCUUGUCUUUCCAGACCGUUUUUUUGUCUUUUAGCAUGCCUUGUAAUUUUUUGUUGAUAGCUAGACAUGAUGUAUUGGAUAAAUAAGCAGGUAAACUAAGGUAGCAUGAGGUUUUAAAAUCUGGGUAGGGCUAUUGUUUGCUGUAGUGUAGCUAUUAUAGGCUAAAUUUUCCUCUAGUGUCCUUGCUAUUGUCUCCCCUGUUAUCUUUGAGUUUCCCUAGAGAUUCCUUCUUAUAUAGAGUAUGAAGCUUGCAGUUUUUUUCACCUGUAAUUCCCUGUUAUUAUACAGUAGCCUAAUUGAUGUGAUAAAGUAUGGGAGAAGGUAUGUUCUAUAGUUCUGUGAUUAAGUCUCAGUCAGUUAAGUCAGCCUGUGCUCCUGCUGUGACCUUCACAAGUGCUUUCAGCUUUUCUUUUGUCCCUUUGGUGAGACAGGAAGGCUAGAGGAGGCUGGAGCUGGGUACUUCCUUUCCCCCAGGUCAGCUAGGCUCUGGUAAAAUAGUUUCCCUUGAGAGCUGGAAUUGAAUGCUUGGGCAUAUUUCAAAAUGAUUACUUUCCCCAUCCUCGUACCAGAAGAAGGGAUUUUUCUCUGAUCCUCACCCUGAGAACCUGGUAGGUAUCCUGGAGGUAAAAACUAUGAAAGUGUGGUGUCUCCCCUAGGAGUGGGCCCCCUUGAGUUGGUUUAAUUUAACAAAGUUUAAUUGAGCAAAGAACAAUUUAGGCAGCUCCCAGAAGCAGUGUAGGUUCAGAGUGAUGGCAGGGUUGCCACACCUGGUGAGAUAACGGUUAUGGACAGAUUCCUGGAGCAUUUGAUUUUUUUUUUUUUUUUUGAGACAGAGUCUCACUCUUAUUGCCUAAGCUGGAGUGCAAUGGCACGAUCUUGGCUCACUGCAACCUCUGCCUCCUGGGUUAAAGUGAUUCUCCUGCCUCAGCCUCCCAAGUAGCUGGGAUUAGAGGCAUGCAUCACCACGCCCAGCUGGGAUUACAGGCAUGCACCACCAUGCCCAGCUAAUUUUUAUAUUUUUAGUAAAGAUAGAGCUUCACCAUGUUGGCCAGGCUGGUCUCGAACUCCUGACCUGAGGUGAUCCAUCCGCCUCAGCCUCCCAAAGUGCUGGGAUUACCAGUGUGAGCCACUGCACCAGGCUGGAGCUUUUGAUUCUUAAGUCCAUCCACAUGGAGCCUCCAGCAACUCAGGAAUUAUAGCAUAAAUGUUCCUACUGGUACUGGCUCCAGCAAAAGGCUUCUGCUCCCUGUAAGCUGUGGUUCUUUGUAUUUGCAUUUCUAAUUUGUGAGGCAUUUUCUCUUUAACCUUAAUUCUAUAAUGGAUCUAAGUGUUGUUGAUUUUUCAGUUUAUUCAGCUUUAUUCUUAUUGUGAGGAUGGGAAUGAUGACUUCCAAUCUCUUUAUAUUAGAACAUAUAAAUCAGACUAGAGACUGGAAAUUUUUGUUGUUGUUGUUGUUGAGUUUUUUGUUUUGUUUUGUUUUUAGACAGGGUCUUGCUCUCUCAUCCAGGCUGGAGUUCCGCGAUGUGACCAUGCUCACUGCAGCCUCGACUUUCCAGGCUCAGGUAAUCCUCCCACCUCAGCUUCCUUAGUAGCUAGGACCGCAGGCAUGCACCACCAUGAUGCCUGGCUAGUUUUUUUAUUUUGUAUUUUUUGUAGACACGGAGUCUUGCUACAUUGGCCAGGCUGGGUAUUACUGGGUGUUUCUUUCUUUCCUCCUUUAUUUCUUUCCAUAUUUACUUAUUCAAUGAAUAUUUGAGUGCUUAUUAUAUACCAGGCACUGUUCUAGGCACUAGGGAUAUAGGGAUACAGCAAUGAAAAAAAAAAGAUAAAUAUUUUGUCCUUAGAAAAUUUGUAUUCUAGAGUAGGGAGACAUAAUGAACAAAUGAAAAGUAAAACAGGCAUCAGAUGGUGAUAGGUAGUAAGGAGAAAAAGAGGUAAGGGUGAUAGGGAAUACUGGGUACUAGAUGGGGUACAGAUAUUUUAAACAGAGUGGUGAGAAAUAAUUAAUACAACUAGCAACAUAAAAAAGGAGGAAAAUAAAAGUGCCAACUGUUUUAGGAAGAUAAAUCCUUCAUAGACCCAAAGAAGCUCACAACUUAGAUCGAAACUGGUUUCUGCAAAAAGGGGAAAAUACGAUUGACUUGGUUAAAUAUUCUGUAUUAAAUUUUAUUGAAUUCAUCUUUAGAAAAAUUUCAUAGAUAGAACAGGCCUUACCCUUUUUGCACAUAUAUACAUAUAUGCCACCUUUGCAGUGGCAACAUAUAUAGCCACACUAUAAACAUAUCACAUUUAUAAAGCAAUAGUAAGGACAAGAAAUGGAGCUGAAUAAGUACCCCCCAACAUACACAAGAAAGUUAGCAUACUUACCCCGUUUUUCACUACAUCAGAGGCAAAAUAAGAAAUCUUUUAAGAAAAUCUCAACAAGACAGGCUCAUGGCAAAAUGAAUAUGCUAAAUUUGGGGGUUGGUUUAAGCAUGGUAUGUGUCAGGUAAUUUUGUGAUUACCAAAAAGUUUUCACUUGAAAACUAAGACCUUUGCUGUUUAUUUCACAAUGUGAAAUCAAUAGAACCUGAAGAUACAAAUCUCUGUAGUGAUAUUCUGUAUGUACUCAUUUUUACACAUUUUUGAAUGCAAUUUUGCUAAGGAAGGAAAGCUUACAGAUGAAUAAAAUGUAAUUGGGAAGAGUAGCCAUAAAAAUCAAUGAACUAAGAGGCUGGGCAAGAAGAGCCUCUGUAAUACUAAUACGCUGAAUGGCUAAUAAGUCACUUCAUUUCAGUGAAACAAAUACCUAAAUUCUUUUAAGAAUUAACAGGCUUGAUGUUCAGGUCUGCUUUUGGCAAAUGGGUAUUUAAAUACUCCAGGAAGGUAAGAGCCAGAAAACAGGAAGGUAACUAUGCUUUUAGAAAUAUGUUUACUUAGAUUCUCCCAAGGUUUAUACUUACAGGUAAGCUUAUAACAAUAGCUCAAAUACCUGCAUAGGAGAAGGAAAUCUCAAGGGAAAACAGUUAAUUUUAAAGUUAUUUUAAAAACAAAAUCCAACACCAUAGAUCAGAGUUCAUGCUAGGAUUAUCAUUUCAAAAAUAAUGACUCAUCCAACAGAUAUAGAAUAAUAGCACUAUUAAGAUGUUUAAGAGUAAAGCACAAACCAUGUAUAUACCAAGACUUAGCUAAUUCUCUGAGAGUUAUAACUUAAGACAAUAAAAUAAUUAAAAGUAGUGUUAACAUUAAAUAGAAUGCAAAUCUCUAUAGAUGGUUUCCUGGGAAAGUAGUUUUGAUAAGCUUUCCUAGCAUUGAUCAUCUUCAAAAAGCAUCAAUAAACAGUCCAUGUCACUUGCUUUAGUUUGUUUGGGCCUACUAAUUGCUCCAACACUUCUCGUGAAUGAUCUAUAAAAGAAAACAAUGACAAGAUAUUAAUUGACAAUAAUAAAUGUUUAAUAUUUCCUCAUGUCUAACUGGAGAUGAUGUUAAUACACAGUUAUUUAAAGGAUUAAAGGAGGUGAUCUAUAAAGCACAGUAUACAACUAACUUGCUAAUAAUUAAUGGUAGCCCUUACUAUUAUUAGGUGUAGUGCACCUAUCACAGUAUUACUUGUUUAAAAAAAAAAAAAACUGGCAUUUGUUGUUUUCUGUGUAAUUUCAUCAUAAUUCCACCAACCAGAGUAAUGGUGUAAUUUCACCAUUAACCUGUGUUAAUGGUUAAUAACUUUUUUCGGGAUCUUAGCUGGAAAUAGAUGAUUCACUAAAGUGGAGUGACUGAACAGCAUUUAAUUAAGGGAAUAUUUACCAAAAAAGUAGGAUUAAAGAAAGCCAAUAAACCACCUUGGGAAGCUGCAACACACCCAAAGGGUUAGAGGAGGUAGUAGUCACCAGAACGUGACAAGUUGACCUGUAGUUGAACAUUUUUCCAUGUCUGUAUAAUACUAUUAUAAAAUAUGAUUUAAAAUAGAUAACCAUUAUAUAAAUACACUGUAAUUUAACCGAUCUAUAUUAUUGGACAUUUAGAUGUGUUCAGUUUUUCACAAUGUACAGUCAUGAUUUUGAUAUGGUUUCCAUCCUAGUUUUAGGAUGUCUUUAAAAAAUCUGAAUUAAAGCAAAAAUACUGAUAAAA